Molecule: messenger RNA, 1305 nt
Organism: Sporisorium graminicola
Lineage: Eukaryota; Fungi; Basidiomycota; Ustilaginomycetes; Ustilaginales; Ustilaginaceae
Exons: 1
Coding region: 1-1305 (434 amino acids)
Biological process (GO): biotin biosynthetic process
Cellular component (GO): mitochondrion
Molecular function (GO): biotin synthase activity; 2 iron, 2 sulfur cluster binding
Source: RefSeq, a predicted model, not a curated record
AUGUCGCUCCUUCGACAGACAGCAGCUGGCCAACUCGGCCGUCCAUUGACUGGCCUCAUCGGCACUUCGGCUCGUCAGUGUGCGCAGCCCUCGGUAUCGCCGCGAGCUGCUCCCGCUUCGCGACGUGGACGAGCCACCGCCGUUGACCCCAACGAUGUGGCUGCCAACGGUGGUGUCGCCGCAUCCGCCUCUUCUUCAACGACGCCUAUCACCUCUACCCCUGCCAAGGAAGGAGCGAUCCGACACAACUGGUCGCGCAAAGAGGUGCAGAAGAUCUACGACUCGCCCUUGCUCGAACUCGUCUUCCGCUCCGCCAACGUUCACCGCAUGCACCAUCCGGUCAACCGCGUGCAGCUGUGCACGCUCAUGAACAUCAAGGAGGGCGGCUGUUCCGAGGACUGCGGCUACUGCUCCCAGUCGAGCAAGUACGAGACACCUUCCAACGCGUCCAAGCUCGAGGACCUCGAGACGGUGCUCACCGAGGCGCGCAAGGCCAAGGCCAACGGAAGCACGCGCUUCUGCAUGGGCGCGGCGUGGAGGGAGGUUGGUGGACGCAAGCGUGGCUUCAACCGCAUCCUCGACAUGGUGCGUGAGAUCCGCGGCAUGGGCAUGGAAGUCUGCACCACCCUCGGUAUGCUCACCACGGAACAGGCCAAGCAGCUCAAGGAAGCCGGCCUCACCGCGUACAACCACAAUCUCGACACGUCGCGCGAGUACUACGGCAAAGUCGUCACCACGCGCAGCUACGACGACCGCAUCGGCACCAUCGCCAACGUGCGCGAGGCGGGCAUUUCGGUCUGCUCCGGCGGCAUUCUCGGCCUGGGUGAGGAGCACGAGGACCGCGUCGGCCUCAUCUGGGAGAUGAGCACGCUGCCCGAGCACCCGGAGAGCUUCCCGGUCAAUGCGCUCGUUGCUAUCCCCGGUACGCCCAUGGAGCAGAACAAGCCCAUCAGCUUCCAGGAUAUGCUGCGCACCGUCGCGACGGCUCGUAUUGUCCUUCCUGGCUCUAUCAUCCGUCUUGCUGCCGGGCGUCACCUCUUCACCGAAUCCGAACAGGCGAUGGCGUUCCUGGCCGGUGCCAACGCCAUCUUCACGGGCGAACGCAUGCUGACCACGCCCACUUCGUCCUGGGACGAGGACAAGGCCAUGCUCGGCAGGUGGGGCCUCAGGGGCAUGGAGAGCUUUGAAGACAAGACCAUGGCCCCGCACCUCUCUGCCACCCCGGUGGCAGCCGCUGCUGACACCAUCUCAAUCGAGGAGCGACGUGCCAAGGCCAAGGCCAGCGAGGCUUUCCAGUCUGCCUAG